AUGCUCACCCGGGUCAAGUCCGUCGUGGCCGGGUUCAUGGGUGGAAUCAUGUCCGGGGGCAGCUCCGGUGGAGGCGGGAAUCCUGGCUCCGAGAUGCCGCUGAAAUUCCCGUAUAUGAGACCCGAGUUCCUCGGACUGUCCCCGGAUGAGAUCGAGUGCUCCGCGGACCACAUCGCUCGGCCCAUCCUCAUCCUGAAGGAAACCAGGAGAUUACCGUGGGCCACCGGAUACGCUGAGGUGAUUAAUGCUGGUAAGAGUGCGCUGAACGAGGACCAGGCCUGCUGUGAGGUGGUGGUGGCCAGGAAGAGGCCGAUGAGCUACUGCCCCCCUUCAACGCCCAGCAAGACCCCAACGGCCAAGAGACGCAACUCGCUGCCCAACGGAGAAGGUCUGGGGCUGCGAAUGGAGCACAGCAAGCUGGGGGAGGAUGGUGAAGGCCUCGUCUUCCACUACUGGGCGUUGUUCGACGGUCACGCUGGUUCAGGCGCCGCGGUCGUCGCCGCCCGCCUGCUGCAGCAUCACAUCGCAUGCCAGCUUCAGGCCGUCAUCGAGAUCUUACGCAACCUGGCCUCCCCUCCUCCCACCGUGAUGGGGGAGGAACCCGACAUGAAUCCCUACCUCCAGGGAAACACUCCCGGCCCUCACCGAGCCCUGACCCGGGCCGCCUCCCUGCGAGGGGCCACCGGCGCCCCGGGCUCCCCCUGCAGCACGCCUCCUCCACCCCGCUUCUUCACCGAGAAGAAGAUCCAACACGAGAGCCUGGUGAUCGGAGCCAUAGAGAACGCCUUCAAAGAGAUGGACGCCCAGAUUGAAAGAGAGAAGCAAGUUUAUAACGUCACAGGAGGCUGCACGGCUCUCACUGUGGUUUACCUGCUCGGAAAACUCUACGUUGGGAACGCGGGUGACAGCAGGGCUAUCAUUAUCAGAAACAAUGAGAUCAUUCCCGUGUCAACAGAGUUCACGCCAGAGUCAGAGCGACAGCGACUCCAAUUCCUGGGCUUCAUGCAGCCUCACCUGUUAGGGAAUGAGUUCACGCACCUGGAAUUCCCCCGGAGAGUUCAGAGGAAGGAGGUGGGCAAGAGGAUGCUCUACAGAGACUUCACCAUGAACGGAUGGGCAUACAAGACCAUCGAGGAUGAAGAUCUCAAGUUUCCACUAAUAUACGGUGAAGGGAAAAAGGCGCGCGUGUUGGCCACCAUCGGUGUGACCCGUGGACUCGGUGACCACGACCUCAAAGUCCACGACUCCAACAUCUACAUCAAACCAUUCCUUUCCUGUUGUCCUGAGGUGAAGGUGUAUAACCUGACACAGUAUGAACAUGGUGCUGAUGACGUCCUGGUGAUGGGAACCGAUGGCCUGUGGGACGUCCUUUCUAACCAGGAAGUGGCUGAAGCCGUCACCACCUUUCUGGCCAACUGUGACCCUGAUGACUUGCACAGGUACACGAUGGCUGCACAGGACCUGGUGAUGCGAGCUCGCGGCGUGCUGAGAGAUCGAGGCUGGAGGAUCACCAACGAGCGUCUGGGCUCCGGAGACGACAUCUCCGUCUUCAUCAUACCCCUGAUGUAUGGCAACCGCCAGCCCUGAGGAGCCACCAGACCAGAGAUGCUUCGGUUCAAGGACCUGAAGGGCCUCAACAGGAUUUAUUAGUCCAGAACUCCAAAAAUCCCCCUUUCAGUUUCCUUGGUGCAGUUUCGCCCAUUCAUUUCCUCCGUAAGACGAGGGAAGUCAAGUGGAACGCAAAUUUGUGCUUCAUUUCUCUGUAGGAGUUCAGGAUUGGUCAGCUCAGGGGAACUACAGUCAGCACUGCUUCACUGGUUUGUUUUUGCAAAGGCAAGUCAAGAGAAACAGUAGAUAAUUAAAUUGAAUUCCUAUCAUGAAUCAAAGCUGUCAAGAAUAAUUUGGCCUGUUAAAUGUUAUGCAUGUUGAUGUGAUGGACGCGACUUCUCCUGAACUUCUGCAGAGAUGAUUUAAAAAAGUGAAUGCUUUUCCAAAGAACUGAAGAAAAGCACUCUAACUUUAUUUUUCCAUCCUUGGCUCCUCCUCUUCCUCGACUUUCUUUUAUCCCGUUUCUCUUCUACUAUAUAGUCAACUUGUUUGUUUAAAAAAAAUACCUCCUUCGUCUUGCGGCACAGACCAAGCUGACAGAUCAGCUGUAUUUUCUGUUUUGCCACAGUGUGGCUUUGAAGGAUUGCUGAAGAACAAUUACAUGUUUAAUAAGCAAGUUGAAGAAGUGACAAUAUGGGUGCAAUGAAAAAGAGAUGAAGAGCUGAAGUUAUUCCACCUCAGAGAAGCAAAAAUCCCCAUUUGAGAAAAACUCAUACAAGGAUCUGAUCCUGUGUGGAGCAACAGGUGGGACAUGGUUUGGCAUGAAAAAGACUCAGUCAUGUCAACAUGUUAACAGUAAGAAAAAAAAGUCACUGUGACAACUCAUUUAAUCUAAAAUCAAGUCUUAAAAUGCUUCUAAAGAUCACUUUAAGGCAUUUUAUCUUGACUGGAUGUUUGAUGUACUUACGUGGGUCCUUUUCUUUAAUAAUGUACUUGUGACAUUUGACUUCCCAUAUUUGCCAAGAAUUAGAUGAAAGCAGCUCUUUUGUAUCCGUCCAUUAAAGACAAAGCUACAUACAGAAAAUAGUUAGCUUUAGCUUAGCUUAGCAUAGCAUAAAGACUGGAGGCAGAGAAAAAUGGCUAAUGGCUAAAAAUCUCUCUGUUAAGCUCGCUAAUAACAAAGUUUAAUCUGUAUUCUGAAUACAACAAAGACUGGCUGUUUCCACUCCAUUUGGCCUUUGUGGAAUUCAGAAACUGUUAGCUUAGCAAAUGGUCUCGUGGCUGGGGUAAAUGGCUAAUGGCUAAAAACUUCUCGAAAACCUGCAAAGCUUGCUAAUUAGAUGAUGCUAAAUCUGUCAUUUGAAUACAGUAAAGACUAGCUGUUUCCACUCUAUCUGGUCUUUUUGGGAAUUCAGAAACCUUUAGCGCAGCUUAGCAUAGCAUAAGGAAGGAAUGGGGAAUUGGCUGAUGGCUAAAAAGCUCUCCAAAACCUGUAAAGUUUGCUUAUUGAAAUAUGUUAUAUUUGUUUUUGAACACUGCAAAGUCUAGCUAUUUCUGUUCUAUUUGGUAUUUAUGGGAAUUCAGAAACCAUUCGCUUCGCAUAAAGACUGCAGGCAGAAGGAAACUGCUAAAGGCUAAAAAACUUCCAAAAAUGUGAAAGCUUGCUAAUUACAUGAAGUUACAUCUGUAUUGGAAAUACAGUAUUGCCUAGCUGUUUCUGUUCUAUCUGGUCUUUAUGGAAUUAAGAAACUGUUCCCAUAGCUUAACAUAAAGAAUGGGGUAGGAGGAAAUGGCUAAUAGCUAAAAGCCUCUGUAAAACCUGUAAAGCUUGCUAAUUACUCGAAGUUGAAUCUGUGUUUUACAGAUUCAAAUACAGCAAAGAGAAUACAGCAAAACCUAGCCGUUUCGGCUCCAUAAUGUCUUUAUGGGAAUUCUGAAACUGCUAGCUUAGCUUAGCAUAAAGACUGGAGGCAAGAGGAAAUGGUCACUGGCUACAAAGCUCUCUAAAACUUGUUAAUUACAUGAAGUUAAAUCUGUAUUUUCAAUACAGCAAAGCCUAGCUAUUUCAGUUCUAUAUUGUCUUUACAGGAAUUUAGAAGCAGUUAGCUUAGUUUACUUUAGCUUAGCAUAAAGACUGGAGGCAGGGGGAAAUGGCUAAUGGCUAAAAACAUCUCUAAAACCUGUAAAGCUUGCUAAUUACUUGGACUUAACUUUUAAAUAUAGCUUUUUCUGUUAUAUCUGGUCUUUAAGGGAACUUAAGGUGUAGCUACGAAUUAACAGAUACAAUGAGAGACUGUAAUAAUACUUAUAAAUUGCAAACUGAGAACCACAUAAUUUGUAGAAACCUACCAAAUUUCUUUAAAACAUGGAAAAAUAACCAUUAAUAAAACUGAACAUUAGAUUAAAUGACUUGCACAUCAGUUUGCACUUUAGGCUAAUAACUCACGGAGGAGCCAUGAUAUGGAAGACUGAACAGGUAAAUAUUCCCUGCAGCAGGGAGGAUUUUAUUAGAUGCAUAAAAAUCAAGAAACACAAUCAAAGUCAAGCUGAUGUAAAAAGAAAACGAAGGCUUUCUUUUGCUUUUAACAUGUUUUGCAUGUUUCAUAAGCUUGAUGCUAUGUUCAGAGGGACGGGUUUGGAGGUGAAGUGUGGAUGUAGUUACUUACUGUGUCGGUGCAUGCAGUAACAUGUUCUGGGCCUGGGAUUAUGAGCAACGGUGCAAUGGUUUAAACUGCUGUUUGUUUUGUAUGGACUGAAUUUGUAUUUAUGUAAUGUAUCAGAGAACUGGUGAUGAUGUUAUUUGUUUGUAAAUGUGCAAGAAAAAAAACAUGCAUAUAUUUAUAAGGUUGUUUUCCCCCUCAAGAGUUAUUAGCAUCCCCGAUAAUUAGCAGAAGGGAGCUAAAGGAUGAGAUUAAGCAUGAGCGAAGGGAAUGAAAUAACAGUGCUAAUGGCCAUAUGCGAAACCAAAUCAUGUGCUGUUUUUGCACGAUUUUGUCAUCUUUUUGAGUUUAUUCACUGGACUCUAGAAAGAGCAGCGAUGUCAAUUGUUUAGUUGGCCGGGUCACAUCGGGUUUAGAUGCAGGAGAUGUGAAGAACUAUCAAAAGAAGGAUCAAAAGAAAGUUCAUUUUUGAGAAGCUCGAUUCCAAGCUGACGAAAAAAAAUUAUUGCACUUGAAACAAACUGCAUGGUUUGAAGGAAUUCUUGACCUUGACUGAAAAAAACAACAGGGAUAUCCUAGAAUAUUUGAUGUAGAGUUUUAGAGUUACAUAGGUUUACUCAAGGCUUGACUGCAAAGUGGGAAUAUGUCUCCCAACUUUGUAAAACAAGACGUUACGGUGAUUAAUUGAAGCCAAGAGGUAGCAUUGCCAGGAUGAGAAAGCCAUUGAAAAAAAGAAGAAACAAAGUUCAAUAUUCUGGGAAUUAUUCUUGUUCUUUCCCAGAGUUAGAUGAAAAAAUUGAUACCACUCAUGUCUUAAUGGUAAAUAAGACGCUACAGCUAGCAGCCAGCUAUCUUAGCUUAGCACUGAGGAAACGGCUAACCUCAGUCUGUUUAAACAAGAUCCCGAUAUUGGGGUGUAAAGAAAACAUCCAGUAUCUAUAUAUUUAAGCCAAUUUCAUACGUAUGUGAAAAUACAUAUUUUUUGCAAUUAUCCCUCAAAUUUGGUCAUCUGUGACAAAGAUAUGUAAUGAAGAAAGAAUAUUUUACUGUUAAACAACAAGCUUUACUGUUCAAAUUGACGGUAAAUUUCACCAGGAAUAUGAUAAUCAGAAAUUGGGGUAUUUUUUUGGUUUAUCAUAUUGAAGAAAAUAUCACUGUUAAUGUAUAAUGGUGACAAACUGUAACUUGUGCUGUGCUACUGCUGGGUCAAGGCAUAAAAUUGUGCCUCUGCUACAAACGUUCAGGGAAAACUUUAUGCGUGUCUGGUUGAAACAAGACUUUCACAUUUUAUCUUUUGUGAAUACAGUGACUGGAAUUGCUUAACAAAUUGCCAGUCAUGAACUAAUAAUAUGUGUAACAUUAGCCUAAGUUAGACUGCCAUUGCUGUUAUCGGAACAAUGGACUUCAUUUGCUAACACAUUAGCUUCCACUCAAAUGACAAGCUAUGAAAGUAGCAAAAUAUUGCAUCUCAAGUCAACACUCAACAGAUUCAAUCCACCACCGCUUAUGCUAACUUUUUAAUCCGCUACGGAUACGGACUUUAGUGACAAACUAUAGCCAGCUAGCUGCAUCGCUAACAUGACAAACAGUUGUUAUUUAAUCACAAGUGGUAUUAAAAUUGUCAUUCCAGCACAGAUUAGCUGGUUUCCCAUCUCCGGUUUUAAUGCUAAGCUAAGCUAAGCUAAUGGGCUACUAGCUGUAGCUUUAUAUUAACUCAACAUACACAAGUGUGGCAUCAAUCUUCUCAUCUAACUCCCCUCCACAACGUGAAUAUUACCCAAAAUAUGAAGCUUUUAGUUUUAAGUCACAUGAUAUGUGCCAUGAGCUAUUGUACCAUCGUAGCUUGGACUUUUUUGCAGUUGACAAUUCUUAUCUACAUUCCUCCUACUUGCAGCAGUCAUUUACAUUUACCUGAAGUUCAUAUGGUGCCGUUUUUCCCUGUACAUUCCAUGAAAGACAUUUUUUAGUAUUGUAUUCUAUUAUAUAAAUGUCAUCAUUAUUUUCUGUUAGCAGGUGUUUCAAAUUCAGUUUCUAUUCAAUAAUUCCUUGAAAGCCUGCUUUUAUUUUCCUAUGACUGAUUUAUAUUUGCUUUGUGCUUUGCUUUUAGAGUUUUCUGAUGCCACCCAAGCUUUGUAUUAGCAUGUUUUACAAGUUUUUGAACUGUGAACAUGUUAAGCAACAUCUAAAUGGUGCAUCUUUGAAUGUUCAUCCCUCUGCGUGAUGCUAUAUGAUGUCAUUCAGCCUUUUUCUCUUAGAUGAAUGUGGAAAAAAAUGAUUAUAUGAUUUAUUUUUCUCAUCCUAUUGUGCCACCCAGCUGCUGCACAUCAACUCAGGUUCAACUAUCGUGUAGAGAAGUGGUUUUCUAAAGGCCGGGAGUCCUCCAUGAUGGUUUAUUAAUUCCACUACAUUUGUAAAUGCGUGGGAGCGGAUUGUGAAGGAAGCUCUUAGACUUGAACGUUUACUUUGUCCCUUCAGCUCGACUGUAGGUUUCUCUUUUUGAAGUAUUGUGCGCGUCAUCAUUGCUGUUGUUUUUUUUCUACCUUAGACUACAAGGUUUGUGAAAAUGCGAUGGAAAGCGAUGGGAGGAUUUUUUCUGUAGCAAAGAGGAAAAUUGGCAGCAUUUUUAAGUGAUCAUUGUGCUACCCUCGACCUCCAUGUUUGUGAAUGUGAAAUGUACAUUUUAUAUACCGCAAAAGAUAACUUAAGGAAGAAAUAUUUUUAAUGUUUCCUUGUGCAACUUUGAGGGAUGGUGGGGAACCAAUAUUUACCUUCAAUGUUUCUUAUCCAGAAAUGAAAAAAACAUGAAUAAAUGUUCAAGAUAAAUGUAAACAAAAAAAAAGGAAAAGGGUAGUUUGUCUCAUUAAAAAAAAUCUAAAAUUGAAUGUCAAGUACAACUUAUGCUCAACAUGUAAGUGCCCAAAAUCGAUAGUUUCCCCAAAUCUUUUCCGGUCUCAGUCCAAAUCAAUCUCAAGAAGCAAGAAACAAAAGAGAAGCACAGAAGAGCUGAUCAAUAUUGUUGCUGCCUCUAUUCCCUGGGUUCUCCUUGUGGGUAGCAGAAACUAACAAACAGGGUCAACUGGCCUCCAAAAGACUAGUUGGACUCUGUGAGUGGACAGCAGAGGGAUUUAUUAGUGGAACAACGGAGUGCCAGCUGAAUCUCAAACAUUUUGCUGGAAGCACUGACAGAGAUGAGGCCUUUCCUACAACAAACUAAACACAGUGAAUUUCAGAGAUGGUUCUUAAUGAUGAUGAGGUUUUCCUGGUUAACAGCUAUUAUCCCAAUGUGACCUACAAAAUCACAGAGGAAAUGUGGAGAGAAACAAUGAACAAUGACCAGUUGCUAACAUGUGAUAACUGCCUUAAUGCAAAACUACAUGUUUACUUUAAGAGACUGAAUGAAAAUAUUGAGUUGGAGCAUUGCAGAGGAAGAGCUACACAUCAUGUUUCAUUGUUUUGCCUUGGAAAGUUGCCACAAAUUCUCUGAAGUACCUCAUUGUAAUACAUCACAUUUGAUUGGUACAAUUCACUUUGGCAUUCAACUGAAUUUACAAUGGUGUACUCCAAUUUAAACCCUGUGCAUGCAACCCGGUCGGCCAAAAAUUAAACUCUACACAACUAAUUUGCACCAUUAA
Messenger RNA from Amphiprion ocellaris (clown anemonefish), 7840 nucleotides. Its product is annotated as protein phosphatase 1H-like. The record is from RefSeq and is a predicted model, not a curated record. The transcript is spliced from 10 exons. Gene Ontology annotation, molecular function: protein serine/threonine phosphatase activity. Lineage: Eukaryota; Metazoa; Chordata; Actinopteri; Pomacentridae. The coding region runs from base 1 to 1587 and encodes 528 amino acids. Gene Ontology annotation, biological process: protein dephosphorylation.